AUGCCACAUCAUAAGUCAUCUCCUGAGGCAACUGCUACAUUGUUUGUUGGAGAUGUGAGUCGAGAUGCAUCGGAAGAUGGAAUCAAACGUGCAUUUAGCUAUUAUGGUAAAAUAAAAAACGUUUGGUUAUCGAGAUCACCGUGGGGAUACGGUUUUAUCGAUUUUGAAGAUGGAAGAGAUGCAUCAGAUGCAUUGAAAGCAUUAGAUGGACGAACUGUUUGUGGUGGACGCAUUCGAGUUGAAUUUUCACAUGGAAGAGGAAAGGGUCGACGUAUACCAACGAAUUUGAGACGACCAUUCAAUCCACAUGAUGAAUGCUAUGAAUGCGGAGAUCGUGGUCAUUACGCUUACGAUUGUGAACAACGACUAAGAAAAUUAAGACAAUCACCACGAUCUGCUGUUGGUCGAUUUCGUAGCCGUAGCCCUGGUCGCAAACGAAGAAGUCGAAGUAAAUCUGCUCGUAGUAGAAGUACAAGUAAAAAUAGAUUACAUCACAAGAACUCGUCAAUCAAGGAUAAAAAAUAUCGGGCAAACUCCAUCUUAAAUCAAAUCGUGAAUGAUGUACACGUAACUACGAAUCUGUCACGCGUACAAUAUUUUGCAAAAAUAAUUCGAUUUUUAUUUCAAAAACAAGUUUACAAUAUGAUACAAUUUAUAUAA
Messenger RNA from Didymodactylos carnosus, 660 nucleotides. The record is from the annotation of a GenBank genome assembly. NCBI's taxonomy places the organism in Eukaryota, Metazoa, Rotifera, Eurotatoria, Philodinida, Philodinidae.